UAGUCACGGAAAGAUAACUCUCAUCAACUUGUCCGGCUGUCAUGCUUCUGGGACUGUAUAUUGUAAGAUUAUUCCUCUUAAGACAUUUUGUACGUGUAGGACUUCACUAUCCAUUUACACACGCGUCGAAAUAACCGAUAGUCUUGCAGUACAAUCACUCAUGGAUCGACUGUGUGCGUCAAGCAGACUGUUUACAGCGGCGCGUUUCUGUCUGUGUCAACCAAGUUUAUGCAUGCGGAAGCACCGCAUACAAACUGGUGCCUUCGGUAGUGGGAAUGAGAAUGGGCAAACGAAAGUCGAGGGCCUUGUAAAUUCCUGGAUGCAGAAAUAUGAAGAAUUUGUAGGACUCACUCUCGUUAAAGAAGCUCAGAAUAGUGUUUUGCAGAGAGAAAAUAAAUUCUUGUCAUCUCAAGAAGAGCGGCGAGCAAAACAACAAGAGCUCGGCACAAUCCAAUCAAGACUUAAGUCAGUCAGUGCAGAACUUGACAAGACCAACAAAUCUGAUGAUCGCUAUCUUGACAUUGUCAAAAUGGAACACUCCAUAAUCAGAGAAGAACAUCAGAUGCUCGAGGAUAUACGUAACCUAGAAAAACAGGAACGAGAGUAUUUUUCCCUCCUUAGCGCUGCAGUUCGUGAAAGUCAUGAAAAGGAACGAGCUCAAGCAGAGAAAACAAAAUAUUGGUCAAUUAUUGGAUCAAUCAUUGGAGCCAUUAUUGGUAUCACUGGGUCAACUGUUAAUAAUUAUCUAAGAAUGAGAGAGAUGAAGGGAAUCGUACACACCUCUGUCUCCAGUAACGAGGAGUUGAAAGAUCUGUCUGUCCAGCUGUGUAGUGCUGUUAGAACCCAGUUUGAUACCUUUGACAGCUUUCUGACAGAUCUGAAAACAGCCAUCGACAAGAAAGGUGUGUCCACCGUUAGAGCCUCGCUCCCUGCUCCAAUGGCAAAUAAACACACCCUCCACGAACAAACAGAUAAAAUUUUGGAAACUUUGGUAAAGCAGGAAUUAUUUCUAAAUGCAGAAAUAAAGGACAUCAAGAAGAUUCUUGGCCUGACACGGAAGGAUGAAGAGGGAACAAGUGUUGUUUAUGUUGGACCGGAAGUGAAGACCCUUCUUCAGACAACAGAGGAUAACCUAGAGUGGAAGAUGAAAAUGAACUCGCUGGCAACAGCGACAUUUAUAUAUGGUGCCCUUGCUCUGACAAUACCAAUCAUUCUGUCGUUCUUUAAGGGAAGCUGAAGUAACAGUUUCUUUUAUGUGAUUACAAAAAGUGAAUAUCAAAAACACCUUAAACAACCCAAAGAUAUAUUUCUUUAUCAGGGAAACUUUCAAGUAAAUGUAGACUACUUGUCAUAUAAUAUGUAAGAGUAGACAGCUGUGCUGACAUAUGAUGUAAAGGAUGGUGGUCUUCUCUCCUCUGAAGAUGACAUUUCAGACCAUAUAUAUAUAUAUAUACACCACCUCAGACUAGCAACUAAGUUGAUUCAAAUUCUGAUCACAUUUUUUUUUGUCAGGGUGACAAUCGUGAUGACACUGUAUACAUGUACUGAUAAACUUUAAUCAAAUAGGGAGUGGAGAUUUUUUCAAGGGAAUCUUGUGACAUUUAUAACGUGUCCGGAAUCUUUCAAAAUAUGUUUUUAUAUCCAUGAUGAUAAUGGAUGAAAUGACAUCAAAUAUAAAUCAGAUGUGAUAAGGCCUAAAAAAUAAAAUGAUGUGGUUCCGAUUACCCUCCCGACCCUUGAAUUCUGGUGCCGACCGUAUUUUUUUUUAAGUGGUAUGAAUAAAAUAAGCUUCCAGAUACCAUUGUUAUUUCCCGGCACGGACGGACAUUGGUCAUUCUGAUAGAGAAAGUCGACAUGAUGGCCUCAAGCUUGAUUGAAGAAACAAUUACACAUUGAUAAAUGUGUUAUUAGUUAGUACUUUACUUCUAAAAAAAAUGUAAAAAAUGAAAUUAGAAUUAAAAUCCUACCUACCUACCCAACAUUUUAAAGAUGUGCAAAACCACAUUUAUUUUAUUUGGCCUAAAUGAGUUGUGUGUGUGGAAUAAUUUAAUUGUUCCUUUUUCAAGAUUCUUAUUAUCUCAGACACACAACUCCUGUGUGUUUUUCCUUAAAGAUUAAAACAAUUGUUGAUCAUAAUGGUUUAUUUUUGCAGUGUGUAGGUUAUGAAAUGCAAAGGGGAAACAGUGUGGCUGAGUAGUUGAGAUGAGAUAUUUUUCAUUUAUAUAACAUUGAAUAACUGAUUUGUGUACUGUAAAUCCUAUAUUACAUUUCCUCAUUAUUACAUUGCAUAUAAUGAGUUUAUUUGAUGACUUUUUCAUUUGGGCUCCACCAUUUGAAAAGAUGGAAGAUGGUUUUAGAUCAUGCAUCUUUGAAAGGGUUUCGGGUUAAUGCAUUUGCUUUUUUUAGGGCAUUAUUAUUUCAUGAGCCUCAUAGCAAUCAGAUUUCUGACCUAUUUACAAAAGCACCUCUCCUCACAAUAUAUUACAGUUGCAUAAUCGCCCAGCAGGCAAUGUCUGAAAUAUAAUCAUGGUUAAUGCAGGAAGCACUAGAACGAGAAAUAAUUAGAACUUAUAAACAUGCUAGUUAUUUGCAUAUUCAUGGAUUGUUAUUCUGUUUGUUGUAGGAAGAAUAUCAAGAGUUAUGAUUCAUGUCAGUGUUUCUGUGUGAUGAUUGUCUUGUUGCCUGUUGAGAAUAUGUUAGUGUAUAAAGUCAAAGAUUAAAAAGUUAUGUUUCGCCUG
Haliotis rubra (blacklip abalone) is the source of this 2738-nucleotide messenger RNA. Its product is annotated as mitochondrial potassium channel-like. The record is from RefSeq and is a predicted model, not a curated record. Lineage: Eukaryota; Metazoa; Mollusca; Gastropoda; Lepetellida; Haliotidae. The coding region runs from base 161 to 1237 and encodes 358 amino acids. The transcript has 2 exons.